This is a messenger RNA of Penicillium subrubescens, 1403 nucleotides long. RefSeq names its product cytochrome P450. NCBI's taxonomy places the organism in Eukaryota, Fungi, Ascomycota, Eurotiomycetes, Eurotiales, Aspergillaceae. The record is from RefSeq and is a predicted model, not a curated record. The transcript is spliced from 4 exons. Gene Ontology annotation, molecular function: monooxygenase activity; iron ion binding; heme binding. The annotation marks the transcript as partial.
AUCCCGGGUCCCGAGAACUCGAAAUGGACAGACCUGGUGUAUAUCUACUACUGGUUGAACGGCCAAGUCCCAUUCUACAUUCAUCAGCUACACGAGAAAUAUGGCCCGAUUGUUCGCACCGGCCCUAGCCGCGUUGACAUCUGCGACAUCAGCGCCGUCAAAGAAAUCCACAGAACAAACAGUCGUUUCCUGAAAUCGGACUGGUAUCGCAAGCUCGUUCCUGGUGGCUUCGAGAAUAUGUUCACAACUGGAGACCCACACUUUCAUUCUGCGCGUCGGCGUUUGCUGGCGUCGCCUAUUUCUGAUUCGUCGCUUACGCGGAUGGAACCUAUUAUCUUGUCUCGGGUGCAGAUGGCUAUUGACAGGAUAGCGGAGGAGAUGGGGAAACGGGGGGUAGCUGAUGUUUUUAAGUGGUGGUUGUUUAUGGCGACGGAUGUUAUUGGCGAGCUUAGUUUUGGGGAGUCGUUUCGGAUGCUUGAGGCUGGAGAGAAAACUCAAUACAGCUUGGAUCUCGAACAUAUCUCCAGCCUCCAGCCCAUUCGAACUACCUUUCCACUCCUUGUCAACUUAGGCAGAUACCUGCCGCUCCCAGUCUUCAAGAAAACAGCAGACGCAGGGAAAAGACUCGGAAGCUACUCAUUCAAAUCCAUCGAGCGAUACAAGCAAAUGAUUGCCGAGAAUCCAAACGACCCAAAGCCAACCCUCUUCACAAAGAUAUUCGACUCAGAGAAAAGUGGCCUCACCCUGGAGCAGAUCCGGUCAGAGGCACAAGGGUACAUCGUCGCAGGCAGCGACACUACUGCUGUAACAUUGACAUAUCUCAUCUACGCAGUCUCUCGCGAUACCCGGGUCCGAGACAAGCUAGUCGAAGAAUUAGCGAGCUUACCCGAACCAGUGGCUGACCGCAAUCUGCGUGAUUUGCCUUACUUGAAUCAAGUCAUCAAUGAGACACUCCGAUUGUAUACCGCAGUCCCAUUUGGUCUACCCCGGUCUACCCCUUCCGAGGGAGCCAACUUUGAUGGAUACUUUGUUCCAGGCGGAACUACAGUUUCCACCCAGUCUUACAGUAUGCAUAGGGAUCCAGCGAUUUUCCCAGAUCCAAAUGACUUCAAGCCUGAACGAUGGGAGGAUGUGACAAAGGAUAUGAAAGAUGCGUCGUUGCCUUUUGGAGGAGGCUCAAGGGUUUGUAUUGGAUUGCAUCUCGCCCGCAUUGAGCUGCGUCUUGGUGCAGCACUUUUCUUUCGCAAGUUCCCUUAUGCGCAUCCUUCAACUAAAGAAGGUAUGUCGGAGGAGGAUAUGGUUAUGAAGUCUUUCUUUUUGAUGGCUCCGCAGGGACAUCGGUGUCUUAUUGAGGCUUGACUGCUGGAGGGACCUUUUUCAUAUUGCAUAUAGCCAAUUUGCAC